This is a messenger RNA of Pochonia chlamydosporia 170, 2214 nucleotides long. Its product is annotated as fungal transcriptional regulatory protein. Gene Ontology annotation, molecular function: DNA-binding transcription factor activity, RNA polymerase II-specific; zinc ion binding. Gene Ontology annotation, biological process: regulation of DNA-templated transcription. The coding region runs from base 1 to 2214 and encodes 737 amino acids. NCBI's taxonomy places the organism in Eukaryota, Fungi, Ascomycota, Sordariomycetes, Hypocreales, Clavicipitaceae. The transcript has 4 exons. The record is from RefSeq and is a predicted model, not a curated record.
AUGGCUUCCGUCACAUCCCAUACAUCCCCUCACAUGUCUCCGUACGAUUUCGAGAACACAGACGACGAAUCAUGGCAGUAUAUAAACUACUCAAGCGGCGCAUCCGCAGCCGGAUCAGUGGGCUUCUUACCCAGUCCUGCCAGUGGUAGUUUGAACGGAUAUGCGAUUGUCGGGCAUACACAUCCGCACUUAACGCCGCCGCAGGCUUCAGUUUCGCCGUUGAGUUUGGUGGAUAUGGAUCAGACGAUGUUCUUGCCGGCGGGGACAUCUUAUCCUACGCAAGAUGGGUUUGGGACGUCUGAUGGUUCGGCUGGUUUUGCGCAGGGGAGCAGUGUCAGUGGAAGUGUAAAUGGGAGCUUCUUGACGCCGCAGGAGUAUCUGUUUGCGGAUGGGGGGCUAACACAACAAGAAAUGAAUGACAUAGCUCCGUACGUGAGCAAUUUCUUCACAAACGAGCAAGCUCCGUCAACCGACUUUUCAACGCCAAUAUUCUCAGCAGAUCCAACAGCAUGGGAUAGUAGCCCCGGCGCUGCAAAUACCCAAAUUCUUCCCAGCGACGACUUCAAUCCCUCAAAUGACACCUCCACCACCAACAGCAUAUCGUCUUCGCCGCCAACCUCCAGCCCCAAGUCCCCUCCCAUCAAAUCCGAGUCUUCCAAAUCGCCCCUCGCAAUCCGCAAAGUCAAAGACGGCAAGAUUGAAAAGAAGACCAAAAAGACCAUAAUUACAGACUCGCAAUCCGGCAAAUUCGUCAUCAUGACACCCACCUCCAUCACCGCACACGCCGGCCGACCCAACCCCUUCGAAUGCUUCGAAGCGAUGCGUGCCACGCAACGCGGCCGGAAGGGACCCUUAGCGGAUGAGACCAAAGAGAAUGCCCUGCAAGUCCGUCGUCUAGGCGCCUGUUUCUGCUGCCACAGCCGCAAGGUUAAAUGUGACAAGGAAAGGCCGUGCAAGCACUGCAAGCGACUGAUGCUGCAUGUUCCACAGGUAGUGUGCUGGCAGUUUCAGGAUUUUAUCCCCGUACUGUUUCCGGACUUUAUUCGAGCGCACUUUAAAAAAGAGGAGAUGAUUAGAUUUCUGAGAGACAACGUGGAUGGCUUUAGGGUCGGCGGCAUGGAACAGCCCUGUGAGGUUGAGUUGUUCUGUGGGUUGAGAUUCUCGGCGGUGUUGAACGUCAAGGCCAAGUUCUUUACGGCAAAAACGUGUGAUGUGCUUCAGCAUUGGCACACGAAUCCUCAGGGUGGCAGUCAGAAUCUCCAGGCGAAUGGGUCGGCGCCAAUUGGCCUGGAGUUUAACACGGCGAGCCAGAGAGAUGAUUUGCGCAAGAAGGUGAAGAGUUAUGUGGCUGAUGUUAUUAACGAACCAUUUUAUGCGGAGCAAGUUACGGAUUCGGUGAAGUCGACGCAGUUACCGGUCAAGAUAUUGCGGAUUGUGCAGACAUAUGCGAAGCAAUCAGAUUCGCCCAUGGUCAAACGCGCUCUAUCCAUCUACGCAAUGCACUACAUCAUGACCCGUCACCUCUGCAUAACGCCCAAGUCCAUCAUCGCACUCCAACCAUCCGGCCUCGUCCCCCAAAACACACCUUUCAUCACCCCUCGCGUCCUCGCCCGCCAAAUCAAGUCCCUCGUCGACGACCUCAUCCUCCGCGAAAUGCAACUCAUCUUCGAACUCUUCUCCAAGUCCCUGAAACCGAAGCACCGUCGCGAAUGGGCUCCCUGCACGGCAUCCUUCCUCGUCCUCUGUCUCUUCAUGGAAGCGGUGGAAACGACAGCAGAAAACUUCGUCAUCUACCAAAAUGAGAUAAAUAGACGGAAUACAUCGCCGCCCGAGUAUAAACGUGGAUUUGCGCUGGAUAUUUGCAAAGAGUUGGAGAAUAUGCCGUUUAAGCAGUUUGCGUAUCAGUUUCACAAUAUUUAUCAGACGCAUGCUAAGGAUGCAAAUACCAAGAGCUUUAACCCGUUGUUUGAUGAUAGUUUUGAGGCGCAGGGGGAGUUGGAUGGCCCGGCUGUGGAAAUGGUUAGGAGUAUGAGGGAGUUGUUUAUGGGGGAAGACUGGCAAGAUAUGCAGUUCCUCGCGGAUGAUGAGAUUAUUUUAAAUAGGGGCGAGAGCACGCAUCCUAUUGAUAGCUCAUUCCUUUAUACGGGACGACUGGUGGCCAAGUUUUUGCUGUCUUUUACGAACGAGAAUGCUAUCUUUGGCGGCAAGAUAUAA